AUGCAUUGCUUGCAGGAUGUUGUGCAAAUCCAUGUGUGCACAUUGUGUCAGAAGUCAUUGACAGCAAGCUCCCCAUGGCAACCCAAGGACACAAUUGCAAAUUUUCAACAUUAUGGAGAUGUGGAGUUGCCACUCAAGGUUCAGGAAAGUAUUCAGUGUGCAAGUCUGUUGGAAUUAAUGCUGGUUGCUGCCUCUUUUUACAAAAAUCAGUGUUUCAACAGAGAUCUGACUGGGUUGUCAACUGUCCUCCCUCUGAUGUGGUGCAAUCUCUGUGGGGCAGUGUGCAUGGUUUUUGCAGGUGGGGCAUUCCAUCCAACUGCAGAGGCCUUGUGUAAACUCCUGCCUGUGCUUGUUAGCAAAAGGAGAGUGAAGUCUAUGAUUGAAUGGUUAAUAUCAAAUAAUGAAUGGUAUAUGAAGAAGGGAAUUAUGUUCAGCAAGGAGAAUUUAACAUGGUUGGGGACAGAGAUCACUCACCUUCAUAAUGAGGAUGGGCUUGUAGAUGCCAAUGGCAGUGUGGAUUGGUCUGUGUUAGCAACUGAUCUCAUCAUGGAGUCUGUUGCAUACACUGAUGGCAAUCAUUCUGAGCAUUUGCAGUGGGCCAUGAAGGCAACCACACUGGCUCAUGCCCUAAGUCACAAAAAGUUUAUAGUGAGCUGUUCAGGUUUGGAGUUGUUGAACAAGAACUUGCCUGGCUAUUUGACUGUGGUAUUUCCACACUUGGAUCCUUGGGGGAUUGGUGGCUUUAAUCAUCCUGCACAACAACCUGAUCAGCAAAUUUCAUUCCAGUGA
Messenger RNA from Pisolithus orientalis, 789 nucleotides. RefSeq lists its product as uncharacterized. The record is from RefSeq and is a predicted model, not a curated record. The coding region runs from base 1 to 789 and encodes 262 amino acids. Lineage: Eukaryota; Fungi; Basidiomycota; Agaricomycetes; Boletales; Pisolithaceae. The transcript is spliced from 5 exons.